AUGGCUUUGAGUAGUAGUGUUCUUUGUCCUUUCCUUUCUUCUUUUCUUGUCCUUUUUCUUUACUUCUUCUUCUUCUUUGUCCUUUUUCUUUACUUCUUCUUCUUCUUCUUUGUCCUUUUUCUUUACUUCUUCUUCUUCUUCUUUGUCCUUUUUCUUUACUUCUUCUUCUUCUUCUUUGUCCUUUUUUUCUUUGUCCUUCUUUGUCCUUUUUUUUUGUCUUUUGUCCUUUUUUCUUUUCCUUCUUCUUCUUUGUUCUUUUUCUUUUUUUUUUCUUUCCUUUUUCUUUUCUUUAAAAAACUUCUUCUUCUUCUUUGUCCUUUUCUUCUUUUUUUCUUUCCUUCUUCUUCUUCUUCUUCCUUUUUUCUUUUCUUCUCCUUUUUUCUUUUUUUUCUUUUCUUCUUCUUCUUCUUUGUCCUUUUUCUUUACUUCUUCUUCUUCUUUGUCCUUUUUCUUUACUUCUUCUUCUUCUUUGUCCUUUUUCUUUUUCUUCUUCUUCUUUGUCCUUUUUCUUUACUUCUUCUUCUUCUUUGUCCUUUUUCUUUACUUCUCUUCUUCUUUGUCCUUUUCUUUGUUUUGUCUUUUUUGUCCUUUUUUUGCUUCGUUUCUUCUUCUUCUUUGUCUUUUCUUUGA
Acanthosepion pharaonis is the source of this 630-nucleotide messenger RNA. The record is from the annotation of a GenBank genome assembly. NCBI's taxonomy places the organism in Eukaryota, Metazoa, Mollusca, Cephalopoda, Sepiida, Sepiidae.